AAGACAACACAGGCCAGCAACUGGCUUUCUGGAGGAGCGUUUCCGUAAUGUAAGGAAAAGGCAUCAACCAAGGAAGAAGAUGCUUUCAGCCCCAGAAGCUCCACCAAAAAGAUCAAGUUUGCCUGAACCAACCAUCAGUGCUGAGCGUGCCAUCCAGAUGACAGAAUGGCUAAAAAAUAACUUCUGGCCCGCAGACCAGGUUGUCCAAUACAUGCGGGAAACUGCAGUAUAUCGCACAGGAUGGAUCCGCUCAAGUGGGACAAUCCCAAUGCAGCAGAUUUUUGCAGAGUUCCCACGUUUGUUGGACACACCAGGGAUGGUCAUUCGCAUGGGGAAGAAGGAGGAGAGCGGUCUUCUGCCUGAGAUUGAGUUGCUUCCACAAGACAAACAAGGUGACGUGGCACUGCAUCUGCUGCCAAAACUCCUCCCUGCUGUUCCCUACAGAGUUGGGCGAAAGGUGGUCAGACCCAGCAACCUAGAAGUCCAGCAAGCCUUCAUUGAUGUCCAGCCAAUUGGGACAAAUAUGGUGGAAUAUCUUGGAAGUACAGCAACAGAGCAUUCACGUGUUCUCAUGCUUGGGGACAGGUAUUGUUGUUCCCAAGCAUUUGUUGUCAUAAAUGGAACUGCUUUGGAAUAUCCAUCUCUUUUGGGGGCCGUUGACGGCUGUUUCAAAUCAUUCUUCGUUUUUGAUGUGAGUUAUCCGAAGUCGUGUAUCCAGAUUUGGGAUUUUCUCCAAACUGUGAUAUAUGAAAUCCCAGGAAACGAGUCACCCCCGAUAAAAUUAAUGAGGGCACAGUUGGAGGCCAUGGAAGAAUAAAUGCAAUUCUUCAAUAACCCUUAAAUAAGUUUUAAAUGUUCUGAUU
This is a messenger RNA of Xiphophorus couchianus (Monterrey platyfish), 863 nucleotides long. RefSeq lists its product as uncharacterized. Bases 80 to 817 code for a protein of 245 amino acids. Lineage: Eukaryota; Metazoa; Chordata; Actinopteri; Cyprinodontiformes; Poeciliidae. The transcript has 5 exons. The record is from RefSeq and is a predicted model, not a curated record.